UUUACAGUUCAUAUCUAGGGCGGUACAGUUGUAGGUCUACAAAAAUUGUACUGAUACAUUUUAGGCCGGACAAUGCUAAUUUUGCUGUUGCUGCUGAUCGCCUGUGAAGGGCAAUUGUCGAGUGGAGAUGGCGGGGUCCCCUCGGAGCAUCAAAGCUGGAUGGACGAAAUCAACAGACUGCAUGAAGAGAUGGCCGAUUUAAAUGAAGAACUCGCUUCCAUGAAAUCAGAGCAUCAGAGUGUUGGUUUCUUUUCCUACCUGACUGACAAUAUCGUCGACCCCCCAGUCGGGACCCGUGUGACGUUCAGAGGUGUGUACGUCAAUACAGGCAGUGCAUACGAUGCUACAACGGGGGUGUUUACCGCGCCCGUCUCCGGCACAUACGGUCUUGGCUUCACAGCGUCUGUAAAACCCGAGACGUCUCCACAUGGAAUACAUUUUGUAUUGAUGAAAAAUGGAAGCCAUGAAAUGCAUGAAUUUUUGGAUGGACACACAGAGAUCUGGCUGCAUUGUAUUUCCGACACCGUCGUACACUUGAAUGAAGGGGACACCGUUUGGAUGGAAAUUAUCUCGGUUGAGGGUUCGAACACCGUAGCUGGCCGCGACGGGAAUUUAGAUAGAGAAGACUAUCAUAACACCACUUUCAUGGGUUUCCUUAUACAUGCGGAUUAGAAUACCCGUCUGGCAUUUGUGAAAACAAUCGAGACUGAAGCUAAUGCCAUCAUUCAAAUUCCACUAAAUAAAUGCAUAUUCCACAGAAA
Messenger RNA from Magallana angulata, 761 nucleotides. RefSeq names its product heavy metal-binding protein HIP-like. NCBI's taxonomy places the organism in Eukaryota, Metazoa, Mollusca, Bivalvia, Ostreida, Ostreidae. The transcript is spliced from 2 exons. The record is from RefSeq and is a predicted model, not a curated record. The coding region runs from base 73 to 672 and encodes 199 amino acids. Gene Ontology annotation, molecular function: protein binding.